CCCAAUUUUAUAUUGCAGAAUGAAAGAGAAAAUAGAGCCAGGAAGAAGAGCAGACAAUGGUUUCAGAUUAAUUACAUAAUUGGUUAGAGUUUUAAGAAAUGAUUCCUGGUCCUGAAGUUAUUUAAUGCAAUGCAAGUGGAUAUAUUUUAGCAUUGUAAUAUAGUAUGGAGAGAUCUAAAAAAAUAUUCUGAUCUUCUAGACAGGCUUGAUUUAGUCUUACACCUUAUAAUCGAAAUGUAAGACUCGUUCUUGUCGGAUAAUGGAAUUAAAGUUGUUAUAUUGGAAACACUUGUUAACUGUACAAUGCUUAUGUGUUUGUCUUCAAUUAGAUGAUGCUACUGUUAAAUUUAUCAAGAAAAAUCACCAAUCAACUUUAGAAUGUUUCAUUGAAAAGCAAGAAAUUAAACUCUGGCAAGUGGGAACUGACAAACUUAGCGCCCCUAAAUGGGUGCCUCUUAAAACUUCUAGCAUGGAAGCAAGUGUGAAUUCUGACAAAACCAACAUCUUAAACCUCACUGUUACUUCAAACUAUGAUAUAAGAAUUGAUUGUCAGGGCACUGAAAAGAUAAAUAAAUUUCUAAUAAUGCCAUUAUUUAAUGAUAAUGGGAAUCUUUACCCAAGUUCUGAAACACCAAAUGCCAUAAAGGAUAAAAAAUUCACAUUGAAAUGUAAAAAUGAUGAUACUGGAGUAAUUUGGUUUACUGGAAAUGGAACAGUUAUUGCAAAAUACAUUGGAUUAUUCAACCAAAAUCGUUCUAGAUAUUUUGGUAGCCGUCAAGAAACUCAUUGCCAAAACAAAACCUGUGCAUUGAGUAUAACCAACAUUAGUUUAGAUGAUGACAACAUGAGCAUUGUUUGCAAGACUAACUUCCACACAAGCUUGUUCAAUAUUAGAGUAUUUGUUUUACCAAAAUCAGUCACAAUCAAGGCUAUUUCUGAUACGGUUCUUGUGGAAAAUCAGAAUAAAAGCUAUGAAUGCCUUGUUACAGACACCAACCUUGAAUUUUCAGUCUUUUGGCUGAUAACAUGGAAAAAUGGGACACAAAAAAAUGUUACAAAGCAUAUUUCAAACAAGUCAAGCAAAUCUGGAAAGCUGACCACUUCAUCAUCAAAACUGACGUUACAUCUUAAUAAGAAGUUUAAGGAUUUACAGUGUGUUGCAUAUUUUCCGGGUAAAAGUGAAUUUGUUUACCAUUCGAUGAAACUUGAUAUGCCCAUAAAAUAUACUCCAAUGAAAAAGAUCACUUUAAAUGUUCUUACGGCAAAAGUAUGUGCUGGUACACCAAUGAAAUUUCAAUGCAGUUGGAAAGGUGGUAAUCCACCAGCAAGCGUGACCCUGAUGUAUAAAAAUAUAUCAAAUACUAGUAAAGAAGAUGUUGAACUUAGAGUAACUUCCUCUAAAUCUCAUCAAAUAGUCAAGUGUCUGGGCUCUCAUAUUACUGCAAAUGUAUCUUAUGAAAAGAAUAUAACUGUUUGCUCUCUACCUGAAAGGAUAAAAAUCAAGAGUGAUGAACCCUUUCUUGAAGGCCAAGAAGGCAAUUUGCAUUGUGGGACAAUAAAUGGAUAUUCAGAAAAAUAUAAUUACAGGUGGAAUCGAAAUAACAGUACCUCAGAAAACAUCACACUUCCUCAAAUUCAUCGAAAACUAAAUAACAAGGUUUACACUUGUUAUGUUUCAUCUAGAUGCAAUAAGGAAUGUAAAAUACAUAAAAAGCAUUGGGUCAAUGUUGAAUAUGUACCUGAUAUUACUGCAUCAGAGGAUGUGACAUUAAUUGAGAAUCAAGCAUCCAUUGUAAACUGUUCUGCAAAAGGAAACCCUAUCCCAGAAGUGAGGUUGGAAUGUAGAAAUCACAGUUUUCCUUCAAACUCCCCAUUUACUUUUAAUCGUAGAAAUAUCAGUGAUGUUUUCUGUGUUGCCAAUGCAAAGAGCACAAAGCAUGGAAAUCUGACAUCUCGGAAAAAAAUUAAUAUCCUGUUGAAAUAUCCUCCUCAGGUAAACAUUAAUAUUUCAGAGGGGAUGUACAAUGCUACAAUAAUUAAUUGCACUGCAUCUGAUGGAAACCCAGAGAUUUAUGAAUACAAACUGAAGCAAAAAUGGGGAAAUGCCACUAAGAAUACUUAUAAUAUGAAUGUAUUAUCUAUAAACAAUCCUUCCUUCAGUAAUACUGGUACAUGGGAGUGUCAUGUAAGCAAUGAAGAUUUUCAUGUCAAUAGAUCAUCAAGCUACAAAAUUCCAGUGAAACCUAUUUUCAGUUCAGUAUUCAAUGAUCCUAAGAGAAAUGUUUCAAAUGGAGAAACUGUAAUUUUCAAACAGUGUUUUUAUUCACAUCCAAAAUCUGAUGUAAAAUGGCAAAAAAACGAGGAAUCAAUUGACUCAGACAAAUAUUCAACAACUGAUUAUUUAUCAAGUGAAUUUCCUUUCAAAGGAAGCUGUACUAGUUUAAAGAUAGAAGACAUCAAAGGUAAUGAUUUUGGUAUAUAUGUCUUAACAGUAGAAAACCCCAUAGGGAAAGAAGUGACUAUUUUUACCUUGAGAUCUGAAGAAAUUACAGAAGACUUUUUGGUAACAACUAUUUGUUGUACUGUAGGAAGUGUAUUAUUAUUAUUAAUAACUUUGAGGCUUCUUGCUUAUAAAUUCCACAAAAUAAGAGUCCUGGAUGGUGCUUAUGAUAAUCUUUCAAAGAAACCUGAAGCUGUGGAUGAUCAUUAUAUUGAAGUUAGUGAACUCCAAAACAUGUGCCUACAACUCCCUGUUUUUGAAGAUGAACAUGCUGAAGAUAGCGAGCCUAAAUAUGUAUGCAUGAAACAACCCAACUUGGAUGCUGUUUAUGCUAACAUUCCAAAGAAACCUGAUGUUUUUGAAGAUGAACAUGUUGGAGAUAGUGAGCCCAAAUAUGUAUGCAUGAAACAACCCAUUUUUGAAGACGAAGAUGUUGGAGAUAGUGAGCCCAAAUAUGUAUGCAUGAAACAACCCAUUUUUGAAGAUGAACAUGCUGAAGAUAGCGAGCCCAAAUAUGUAUGCAUGAAACAACCCAACUUGGAUGCUGUUUAUGUUAACAUUCCAAAGAAACCUGAUGUCAUGGAUGUUGCUUAUGUUAAUCUUUCAAGGAGACCUAAUGACACUGUAAAUGAUAGCCUGAAUGACAUUUAUGAGAACAAUAAUCAAAGGAAUGAGAUUGAAGGAGAUGGCUAUUACAGCACUUUGAACACACCCGACUAAACGCUGCUUGUCACAGCUUCCCACAAAAUACAUCUCUUCCUUCUAUCACUCUCUGGACUUUAGAUUACCAGUGAAGGGGUCUAUGUUCUUCAGAUGAACAAAAAGAACCUAAAACCUUGUAAUAUAGUAUAUAACACCUAGAACUGAAUGAAAUCUUGCGAGCAACCUAAGUCAGUCUCAUUGUCAUCAUUUCAUGGAACACUUUUUACAAGCACUACAGAUUUGAACUAAAUAUCUGAUACCACCAUAACAUUAUUGAUCUCUGUUAUAUGCUGAAUUGCAUCAUUGUUUUUUGUAUUCACUGCAUUGACAAAUUUUUGGUUGAUUUUUAAUUGUUAUAAAUGUCUAUCUAUAACUAAACAUUUGCAUAAAUGAAGUAAACCAGUUAAAUUUUGGUAUUUCUUUCCUCCUAUAUGAGUCAUCAUCAGGUAAAAUCACUAUGGAUAAUUAGCAACAUGGCUGUGACUGCAUGAUCAAAAUUCGUGAUGUUUGUCUUACAAAAGUUCUGUAUAUACUUUCUGUUAUUUUACUUCACUGUGAUCUUUGUAUUUUGAUUUCCUUCUAUCACAUUUAAAUAUACAUAAAUUCAGAAUUAUAGUCCAUGGCAUUAUUAAAUUCAAAUUUGAUUUUUCUAGCCCUUUUGAAUCUAGGGUCAGCUUUCUUUUAAAUACUCAAAUUAUAUAUACCAGAAUUAAUUUUUUUCUCUUGGUGAUUGUGAGGCUAUAUUUUUUGAUAUCCACAUGUAACCAUUCUUUCAAUACAUGGAAUUCUCUCAGCAACAAUGCAUGUUGGAAGUUUUCCAACUAUGCUUACAUACAGAAAGCAUAAAAUUAAAGAUCUUAUUUCAUUCCUUCUUUUGGAAGUAUUGAAUACGCGAUACCUAGUUUAUUACUUUUGUUAUUUUAUCUCUUCUCUCUAUACAUUUUAAAUUCUAUUCUGAUCUUUAGAUAUGAGCUUUGCAACUAUGUUAUUAGCUGUAGGUCAGGCCUGAUUGAGCUGACCUAUGAUUGGUGUUCAGUCAUGAUCAUCCCGUUUUUUUAGAAUUAUGUCAAGGUGUAUAUUAUCAUUCCUUGUGAACAGUUAUCACAUAAUUCCCAUAAAAGAUUAUUCUAAUCUUAAAUAAUUCCCUGAAAUAUUUAAUUUGUUACCAAGUCAUCAUUGUCAUCACUGUCAUUUAACAUCUGCCUUUAUGCUGGCAUGGGUUGAACAGUUCUGUUUAACAAUUUAAAAAAUGUGCUAUCUUGUGCAUUUUAGAUAGUAAUCAUUUCUUCACUAUUUCAGCAAGUACUGUCAAGGCUAGGCUUUGCUGAUAAGGUCAGAAUAAAACUAAAACCUGUUCAGAGUUGAUGAAAACAUCAAAAUAUUAAUCAGUGAUUAAUAUCAUGAUGUUUUUCUAGUUGCUUAUUUAUUUCUAGUUUAUUUUUAAAUUAUUUAUGUAUUAAAUAUGUUGCUAAUAGCUUCUUUUUGUUUAGGGAGACAGAUCAGUCAAAAUUCCCUUCUAUAUGUAGAAAAGUGUUGGGCGAAACUUCAUAUGGUGUACCUAGUGCAAGCUUUGGAUACAUAAGAGGUGGAUUGGUAUCACAGGAAGAUAUAGAGAGAAAGUAGUUUUUACAUGUGGAAGAUGUGUAGGUACAGUAAAUACCAAAAAUGUACAAAAAAUAGACUCCCUCAAAUGUCUGGCAGGGAUCCUUAGAAGUAAUAGAUAAUCUCUGUUACUUAGGUGACCAAGUUAGCAGUGGUGGAGGUUGUUCUGAAAGCAUAACUGCUAGAAUAAGAAUAGGCUGGGAAAAGUUCAGAGAGUUACUACUUGUAUUAGCAAUGAAGGUCCUCUUACUCAGAGUUAAAGGCAGAUUUUAUUAUGCCUGUGUAUGAACAGCUAUGCUGCAUGGCAGUGAAACAUGGGCUGUAACUGCUGAGGACAUGCAAAGGCUUGAAAGAAUUGAUGAAUGGAUAAUGUCAGUGUCCAUUUAUGAUAGAGUGUAAGUGGUUUGAGAGAAAAACAGGAUAUGCAGGACAUCAAAUGUGGUGUGUAAGACUGUGCUGGUGCAGUCUUGUAAUGUAUAUAAGUGAGGACAAUUGCAUCGAAAGGUACUGUUUCCUAAUUGUAGAGGGAAAAUGUGGAAGUGAUGAAAAAGGAUCUUCAGAUGUUGGGCCUUACAGAGAGUAUGAUAGGGGACCAAGACUUCUGGUGGUUUGCUGUGCUUGAGAAGACAAAUCAAGUUAUGUAAAACCACGGUUGUUCUUGCAUAUAGGCAUGUCCCCAACAUCCCUCUUCAGCUGAAUAUUCCUAAUCUUGCAGGCUUGUGGGUGCUAGUACCACAUAAAAAGUACCCGUGCCAUUUCCAUGUUAAAGCACAUGUGCUGGUGCCGCAUAAAAGCAUCCACUAGACUCUUUAAAGUAGUUGGCAUUAUGAAGGGCAUCCAGUCGUAGAAACCAUACCAAAAAAGACAUGGUGCCUGGGCAGCUGUCCAGCUCCUGGCAAACCAUCCAAUCCAUGCUAGCGUGGAAAACAGACUUUAAAUGAUGAUGAAACUAUCUAACAGAAUUUGCUUUGAAUUAGCUUCAUAUCCCAGACAGAAAUUUGUUUCUUUUCUUUUUUAAUAUUACAUAAGAAUGUAAAUACUGACUUUUCAAGAAGGGUUGUUAAUCUCUUUUCAUCUUAAUUUGAUCAAUUCCUCUUCUGUUUGUAUUUUGUGUGAUUGCAUGUGCAUGUGUGUAAAACAGGUUUAAAAUAGGAUAUAAAUUGAAAAUUCUAAAUGUGUUUUUUUCAUAGGAUAUAUAACUUUUCUGUAUGAGUUUUCUGUUCACAUUAUAUUUUACAUUGUAUUGUUUUCUUUUCUAGAAAAUAAGUUUUUUCUUCAUUUUCACAUCCAUUUUUUUCAUACAGAGUUAUGGGCCUUACUUGUGGAUGUGGGAAAGGAAUGAGGUGGGAGGAAAUAACUGGAUGAUUAUAUUUACAUUAUUUACAUUUGACGGAUAAUUAUCCUCAUCUUGUUUGUUGUUAACACAACAUUUCAGCUGAUAUACCCUCCAGCCUUCAUCAGGUAUCUUGGGGAAAUUUCAAACCUGGAUUCUCAUUCCCCAAGACACCUGAUGAAGGCUGGAGGCUAUAUCAGCUGAAACAUUGUGUUAACAACAAACAAGAUGAGGAUAAUUAUCUGUCAAAUGUAAAUAAUGUACAUAAUUCCUCAUCUCUUAAAUAUAGAACUGAUUAUAUUUAGUUGAAGGAUUUCCCUCUUCAUAGGCACCACUCCCCUUGCUCCUCUGAUUCAGUUAUAAAAGCACACAUUUUUCAUACCAACAUAUUCCAUUGUGUUGACAUUGUAAUCGAUCUGAUACUAUUAUUGUUAUUGACAGCGAGAUGCAAAGCUGGCAGAAAUUUUAGCAUGCCAGACAUAAUAGUUAGCAGGAUUUCUUCUAGUUUCAUGUCCUGAGUUCAAGUUCUGCUGAGAUUGGAUUUGUCUUCCAUCCAUUUGAGAUUGAUAAAAUAAAUACUAGUUGAGCAUUGGGGUUGAUGUAAUUGGCAAGCUCCCUCCCAUCAAAAUUAUUGGCCUUGUGCCAAAAUUAGAAAGAAUUAUAGUUAAAUAUCACAUACUUACAAACACCAAGAAUUGUCUUAAUUCAAAAAGUCAUGUCACUUUGUUAACGACCAGUUUGAACUUUUGUGAAGAAGAAUGUAAAUAAAUCUUAAAGAAAACACAAACAAUAUUUUUAGCUGGAAGCAAAUUAUCCAAAAUUGCUAGUUAUAUGCAAAAGGUAACUGUAUCUUCAGUCAACCUUAAAAAUUCCUACCAAUAAAAACGGUUGACAGAAUAUGGUCACUCAUUUGGUUCACAGGAAUCUUACAUUUGUAUAAUGUCUAUAUAGAUCGUAGCAAGGGUGGCAAGCUGCCAGAAUCACUAGCACGUUGGACAAUAUACUUAGCGGUUUUUAUAACAACUUUAAGCCUUGAAUUAAAAUGCCACUAAGGCCAUCCAUUCUUUUAGAAUCAUGUCUAAGAAUAUAUUAUCCAUUAUUAAGGUUGUCAUUGUUUGCGAAUAGUCAUCAUAUUGUUCCUGCAAAAGUACUUGAAUGUUCUUAUUUUAAAUAAUUCCCUUACUAUUCAUCUAUUCGGGGGUCGACAAAAUAAAAUAUCAGUCAAAUAUUGAGCUCGAUGUAAUCAAUUAGCUUACUACCCUAAAAAUUACCGGCUGAGUUCAGAUUGGGAAUCAAUAUAGCCCAAGGGCGAUCACUCCAGCAAAUUGAAAAUUUAAACAGAUAAAAAUAACUAUCCAAGGGAGGUAAUUCGAGGAAAUUGCAUUCCAAUAUUUAUACUUGUGUGAACGUGCCGCGCUCGCGCACACACAUUUCAAUUACAAUAAUAGAGGAUAAAACUUAAAAAAAAAAUUUAAUCAGUGGCUAGCAUAUAAAAUGAGCAUGCUAAUAGAAAUAAAUGAAAUAUCUCUAUAUAUAUAUACUCACAGGAGUGUUUGUGACUUCUUUGAGUAGUGAAACGAUUUAGCAGCUAUUUCGCAGCAUGAAAAAAAAAGCAUCAACCAUGAAAAAAAGAAUUCAUGAGGUAUGCUGUUAUAACACUAGAAUGAAUAAAAAACUAUAUAUAUAUAUAUAGUGGAUUUUCAUCGAUGAGUUCUUGAAACUUGGUUAUUUUUCCUAAAACUAUAUAUUUUAUAUAUACAUAUAUAUAUAUUACUAAAAGUUAGGGUUGAAAAUCGAUUUUUACAGCUAUACGCGGGUCCCUUUGAGAGAAACAGUUGACAAAAAUGCAGAUAGGGUCACGACGAAUGUCCUCCUAAAAUUGGAGCGACAUGCAUGCUAAUUUGUGGACGUGCAUAAAUUACAUUCACGUACACACACACGCACGAUCCUGUCUUUUAUAUAUACAGAUAUGUAUG
Molecule: messenger RNA, 8113 nt
Organism: Octopus bimaculoides (California two-spot octopus)
Lineage: Eukaryota; Metazoa; Mollusca; Cephalopoda; Octopoda; Octopodidae
Biological process (GO): cell-cell adhesion
Cellular component (GO): plasma membrane; cell-cell junction
Molecular function (GO): cell adhesion molecule binding
Source: RefSeq, a predicted model, not a curated record